CACAGUGUUCCCUGAGCACUCGGCAGUCCACGUCUCUCCCCGUGUCUCCUCGUCUCCUCGUCUCUCUCCGUGGACGUGGCUCUGAUAAGUGGAACUCGAUGUCUGCCGUCAUGUUCUGUGGUCUGAGGAGGGACUUUGGGGCAAACAGCGUCGAUGACGGACCAUAUGGAAAAACUAAGGAUAUCUCUGGACCAGAACAGACCAUGGCUUCGAGAAGACACAGUAUACCAGAAGCUCUGCGGGGGGUGACCAUGGUGGAGCUGGUGAAGAAAGAAGGCAGCACGCUGGGCCUGACCAUCUCAGGAGGAACCGACAAGGACGGGAAGCCGCGGGUGUCGAACCUGCGGCCCGGGGGUCUGGCGGCCAGGAGUGACCAGCUAAACGUCGGCGACUACAUCAAGUCCGUGAACGGCAUCAAUCUGACCAAACUGAGGCACGAAGAGAUCAUCAGCUUACUGAAGAACGUGGGGGAAAGGGUUCUGCUGGAGGUGGAGUACGAACUGCCCCCGACAGCACCGGACAGCACCUCGGGCGUCAUAUCAAAGACCAUCGACAUGUGUUUGCACAAAGAGGGGAGCAGCUUUGGUUUCGUCAUGAGAGGCGGCACCCAUGAAGACUGGCACAAGUCCCGCCCCCUAGUGGUCACCUACGUCCGGCCAGGAGGUCCUGCAGACAGAGAGGGAACGCUGCGUCCCGGCGAUCGUCUGCUCAGCGUGGACGGCGUGCCGCUGCACAACGCCAACCACAGCGACGCCCUCAGCGUGUUGGCCCACUGCGGCCAGGAGGCCCUGUUCCAGAUAGAGUAUGACAUCACCAUCAUGGACACGCUGACCAACGCCUCCGGUCCGCUGCUGGUGGAAAUCGCCAAGUCGCCGGGGGCAACGCUGGGUAUCACGCUAACGUCGGCCAAUCACCGAAACAAGCAGGUCAUCGUCAUCGACCGCGUGAAGCCCGGCAGCGUGGUGGACAGAUGUGGAGCGUUGCAUGCUGGGGACCACCUGCUGUCCAUAGACGGGACGUCCACAGAGCACUGCAGCGUCCUGGAGGCCACGCAGCUGUUAGCCAGCACCACAGAGCUGGUGAAACUAGAGAUGCUCCCCUCGCACCAAACCAGGCUGGCCGGGAAGCAGCAGGACACAGUGAAGGUUCAGAAGUCGGACCACCCGCACUCCUGGGACCCCUGUGUGAACUACUGCCACCAAUCAAACUCCGCCCUCUGCAACACCAGCGCCACCCUCAAUAAGUCCUGGACCGCCUCCAACAACAACACCGUCGCCAGCCUGGACUACUGCAAGACUCUGGUGUCCGCCGGCUUCUCUCCCGGCUCCACCACCACGUCGGGCCCCAGCAGCCAGAGCUCCAGCACGCUGCCCCGGGCGGCGGCGCCCAUGAGCCCCCGCAACUCGCUGCUCAAACGGCGGCAGAGAAAGAAAGAGCACAAAAGCUCCCUGUCCCUGGCGUCCAGCUCGGUGGGCCCGGGGGGUCAGGUGGUUCACGUGGAGACCAGCGAGGUCGUCCUGACCGGCGACCCGCUCAACGGCUUCGGCGUGCAGCUGCAGGGGGGAAUAUUCGCCACGGAGACGCUGUCCGCCCCGCCGCUCAUCCGCUUCAUUGAGCCCGACAGCUCGGCAGAGAGGUGCGGCCUGCUGCAGGUCGGAGACCGCCUCCUGUCAAUCAACGGGAUCCCCACGGAAGACGGAACCCUGGAGGAGGCCAAUCAGCUGCUGCGGGACGCGGCGCUGACCAACAAGGUCUCGCUGGACGUAGAGUUCGACGUUGCAGAGUCGGUGGUGCCGAGCAGCGGGACGUUCCACGUCAAACUGCCCAAGAAAAGAGGGGUGGAGCUGGGGCUCACCAUCAGUGCCAGUAAGAAGCAAGGAGAGGCGCUCAUCAUUUCUGACAUCAAGAAGGGCAGCAUGGCCCACAGAACAGGGACGCUGGAGCCCGGCGACAAGCUGCUGGCCAUCGACAACGUGCGGCUGGAGAACUGCUCCAGGGAGGACGCCGAGCAGAUCCUGCAGCAGUGCGAGGAGCUGGUGAAGCUGAAGAUACGCAAAGACGAAGACAACUCGGAUGAGCAGGAGACGUCGGGCAGCAUCAUCUACACGGUGGAGCUGAAGCGCUACGGAGGCCCUCUGGGUAUCACCAUCUCCGGCACCGAGGAGCCCUUUGACCCCAUCACGAUAUCGGGCCUGACCAAGAGGGGCCUGGCUGAGAGGACAGGGGCUAUCCACGUAGGGGAUCGGAUCCUGGCCAUCAACAGCGUGAGUCUGAAGGGCAAACCGCUGAGCGAAGCCAUCCACCUGCUGCAGAUGGCCGGGGAGACGGUCACCCUGAAGAUUAAGAAGCAGCUCGACAGCCUGAGUGACGACGCAGAGGAGAGGAAAGCGGCCGAGGGCGAGGACGCCACGGAGAACGAGCUGAGUGACCCCGAGGAGGACGACCUGACGGACAGCCAGCAGACCAGCAAGCUGUCGGAGCUCUACUCCACCACCGUCCCCAGCGUGGACUCGGCCAGGGAGUCCUGGGACGGCUCGGGCCUGGACGCCGGCUACGGCAGCCAGGGUAUGUACAACCAGCAGGCCGCAGGCGUCGCCCUCCACCCCCACGAGUGGCGCAGUGCCAAGCAGCAGCGCGGCACCACGCCCCCACCUGGGCGCCGGAAGAACUACCCCUUCAGUGACGGAGGCUUCAGCGAGGACGACUGGGACAAACCAGCUGGAUUUAUUGGCCAACAAGUGGACGGCGUUCUGCUGGAUCCAGAUGACAGCUUCUGGUGUCAGGCGCUGGAGGACCUGGAGACCUGCGGCCAGUCGGAACUCCUCAGAGAGAUCGAGGCCUCCAUCAUGACAGGAACAGCCAUCAGUCUGGGUGUAGACGGAGUCAACAAGCCUCCUGCUGAGCCCCCGCUGGGCCACAGCAGGAUGAGCCCCCUGCGGAGGAACUCUCUCCUCCACCAGGGAAGCCUGCUCCACCCGGCCACUCACCUCCACCAGGGCCCCCACCUGCACGAGGAGGCCCACCUGCACCAAGAUCUCCACCUGCUCCAGGAGGCCCACUUCAACCAUGAGGCCCAGCUGCUCCACGAGGCCCACCUGCACCACGCGGCCCACCUGCACCAGGACAACCAAUCCCCCCUCCUGCACCACGAGCCCAAGCCCAAGGCCUCGCUGAGGGUGUCGGAGAGGACGUGGGAGUCCCGGCGGAUCAAAGAGGAGAUGCAGGGCAUUCUGUCGCCGACGCCUCUGGAGCUGCACAAGGUGACGGUGGUCAAGGACCCGGAGAUCGACGACUUUGGGUUCAGCGUGUCGGACGGCUUCCUGGAGAAAGGCGUCUACGUCAACAUGAUCCGACCCGACGGGCCCGCCGACCGAGCCGGGCUCAGACCCUACGACCGGAUCCUGCAGGUGAACCACGUGAGGACGAGGGACUUUGACUGCUGCCUGGCGGUGCCUCUGAUCACGGAGGCCGGCGACCGCCUGGAGCUGGUCAUCAGUCGCAACCCGCUGGGCAACGAGGACGAGGACGAGGAGGACAACAACAACACUUUGGACCACGCGUUAGACCUGUAACACAACUCUAGACACACAUCCGUCCACUCUGCACAACCACACACACACACAUACAGACACACACACAGGUGGUCCGUCACAGAGGAAGCGGGGGAACGGAGGCGGGCCACAGGUUGUCCAGAGCGCCCCCCCCCCUCCCUCGUGGCUCCACAUUGUAAAUGUUUUAACGUGUUGUCAUGGGGACAAAAGGCUCAGAUUCAUUCCACGUGCUGCUUGAGAACUUCAGAGUCCAGCCGGUGUCUCCAGCGACUCCUGCGCUGUAAUACGAUGUUAAAAAAAAGAACACGCAGAAACACGCAGCACGAGGUGGUGGCGUGAUCAUCGGUGCUCCUUGUGGUCGUCGCUCACCGAGGAAACGUUCAAGAGCCAAAGAGUCCUCACUUCGUAGGUCUCGUCCUCAUUGGGUUCUCGGCCACAUGCUCACAGGAACAGGUUCCAGCAUGUUAGUGAUGAAGAGGAUGAAUACGGACGCUGUAAUAACUGUGAUAUCUCUCCUGGGACUCGUUAUCAGACG
Messenger RNA from Gasterosteus aculeatus aculeatus (three-spined stickleback), 4086 nucleotides. RefSeq names its product glutamate receptor interacting protein 2b (gene grip2b). The record is from RefSeq and is a predicted model, not a curated record. Lineage: Eukaryota; Metazoa; Chordata; Actinopteri; Perciformes; Gasterosteidae. Gene Ontology annotation, biological process: neurotransmitter receptor transport, endosome to postsynaptic membrane. Gene Ontology annotation, molecular function: protein binding.